AUGGCAUCUGAGAAGUCGCUGGUGGCCGUGACCUGCACGGCGCCGGUCAACAUCGCGGUCAUCAAGUACUGGGGAAAGCGAGAUGAGGACCUGGUCCUGCCCAUCAACUCCUCUCUGAGUGUCACUUUGCACCAGGACCAGUUGAAAACCACCACCACAGCCGCCAUUAGCAAGGACUUCACCGAGGACCGGAUUUGGCUGAAUGGCCGGGAGGAGGACGUGGGGCAGCCCCGCCUCCAGGCCUGCCUAAGGGAGAUCCGCCGCCUGGCCCGGAAGCGGAGCAGCGCCGGGGAGGAGGACCCACUGCCCCUCAGCCUCAGCUACAAGGUUCACAUCGCGUCGGUGAACAACUUCCCCACGGCCGCGGGCCUGGCCUCCUCAGCGGCAGGUUACGCCUGCCUAGCGUAUGCCCUGGCCCGGGUCUACGGGGUUGAGAGUGACCUCUCGGAAGUGGCUCGCCGGGGCUCAGGCAGCGCCUGCCGGAGCCUGUACGGUGGCUUCGUGGAGUGGCAGAUGGGGGAGCGGGCCGAUGGGAAGGACAGCAUCGCCCGGCAGGUGGCCCCAGAGUCUCACUGGCCCGAACUCCGAGUCCUCAUACUUGUGGUGAGCGCAGAGAAGAAGCCAAUGGGCAGCACCGCAGGCAUGCAGACCAGCGUGGAGACCAGCCCGCUGCUCAGGUUCCGGGCUGAGUCGGUGGUGCCAGCGCGCAUGGCGGAGAUGACCCGCUGUGUCCAGGAGCGGGACUUCCAGGGUUUCGGCCAGCUGACCAUGAAGGACAGCAACCAGUUCCACGCCACCUGCCUGGACACCUUCCCGCCCAUCUCGUACCUCAGCGACACGUCCAGGCGCAUUGUCCACCUGGUGCACCGUUUCAACGCCCACCAUGGGCAGACCAAGGUGGCUUACACGUUCGACGCGGGGCCCAACGCCGUGGUCUUUACCCUGGACGACACUGUGCCUGAGUUUGUGGCUGCCGUGAGGCACUGCUUCCCCCCUGAGUCGAAUGGAGACAAGUUUCUGAAGGGGCUGCCUAUCAGGCCCGCCCCACUCUCAGAUGAGCUCAGAGCCGCACUGGACGUGGACCCCACCCCCGGCGGCGUCAAGUACAUCAUUGCUACCCAGGUGGGGCCUGGGCCUCAGACCCUGGAUGACCAGCACGCUCACCUCCUGGGCCCGGACGGCCUGCCGAAGCCAGCCGCUUGACGGCCUUCCCUGAGGGGAGCCGGCCGCUGCUGGGAGAAGGGCCGCUUCACUGGGACUGGGGAGCUGGGGGUGGUGGCUGGGGGUCGAUGCUUGUUGGGGCUUGAGGGCUAGACACCGGGCUCCAGGCCGGACCACAUGAGUGACCCUGUGCACCACCCAGGCUGUCGGGAAUGCCCCCCCAUCAAGUGCCUCACCUCACCCCAGCCCGCACCCGGUGCUUUGCUGAGAGGAGAACAGGUAUGACACUAGGGAUCCGAUGCUGGACGCUGAACUGGACGGUGUGGAGCUGCUGGGCACCCCUUCAGAGGGCCCCCUGGACACACUCUCCGAGGCCUCUCCCACUGCCCCAAACAGUGGCUCUGCUGGACAUGCUGGACAUGACGGGGAGCUGGCAUCCCUGCUGAGAGCCGGAGGACAGGUCACCACUGCAGACCUCAGGGAUCCCCCAUAAAGCUGGAAGCCUGAGACAGCCCCCCCGUGGUUCCUCCGCCAGACUCGGGCCAUGCCGUACAAAUGGAAUGCUUCUCUAUAGAAGGACCCCCAGUGUGUCUCCAGAGGGAGGUGGGAGGGCAGCACCAGGGUGGGUAUGUUACACGGGAGCCCUGUGGGCUGCUGGGAAUAAAGCCAGGGGUGCCGACUGGG
Ailuropoda melanoleuca (giant panda) is the source of this 1845-nucleotide messenger RNA. It is a transcript of the gene MVD, whose product is annotated as mevalonate diphosphate decarboxylase. Gene Ontology annotation, molecular function: diphosphomevalonate decarboxylase activity. Gene Ontology annotation, cellular component: cytosol. The transcript is spliced from 10 exons. The record is from RefSeq and is a predicted model, not a curated record. NCBI's taxonomy places the organism in Eukaryota, Metazoa, Chordata, Mammalia, Carnivora, Ursidae. The coding region runs from base 1 to 1203 and encodes 400 amino acids. Gene Ontology annotation, biological process: isopentenyl diphosphate biosynthetic process, mevalonate pathway; isoprenoid biosynthetic process.